Lodderomyces theae is the source of this 4521-nucleotide messenger RNA. It is a transcript of the gene BUD5, whose product is annotated as Ras family guanine nucleotide exchange factor. The transcript has a single exon. The record is from RefSeq and is a predicted model, not a curated record. NCBI's taxonomy places the organism in Eukaryota, Fungi, Ascomycota, Pichiomycetes, Serinales, Debaryomycetaceae. Bases 1 to 4521 code for a protein of 1506 amino acids. Gene Ontology annotation, biological process: positive regulation of GTPase activity; Ras protein signal transduction. Gene Ontology annotation, molecular function: guanyl-nucleotide exchange factor activity; protein binding. Gene Ontology annotation, cellular component: plasma membrane.
AUGAAACAGACGGACUCUUCUUAUAGGAGUAGUGGUAACAACAACAACACCACCUAUUCUCAAGGCAUCAAGCACUCGAGUGUUGCAUCUAGUGUCUAUUCGCCCAUCCAAUCGGAGUUUGUUAUACCUGCGUCAAAUGCUAUAAUGGAAGAAGACGAAGAAGAAGGAGACGAAGGAGUAGAAGAAUACAGACAUGUGGCAGAUACCGGAAAUCUUAUGUCCUCACCUACGCAGCAUCAGCAACUAAAGAGUCCUCAAGAAGACUCCAGUAUCGAUGCAAUUGAAGAGACAAGUGCUUCCUCAGAUGAAGAUGAUGACACUGCUUCUCAGCACGGGGGACGUAUUGCAGAUAGGUCUACCCAAACUAUACAAACAUUUAUGACUGCAAACACCCGAAUGACCGAUGGAAGCCUACCACUGCAACUGCAACUGCAACUGCAACUGCAACUGCAACUGCAUCAGCAACAACAAGAGCAUCUACAACCAGGACUACACUAUGCUCCCCACAGCAGAUCCAAUUCAUCUUCUACAACGACUGAAAGCUUGCACGACUCAACAAGAAUAUUGGACACCGAUGCCACCCCUAUUUUAGCACAUUCAGCAUCUGCUAAUGAGGACAAAACUCCUCUUGUGUCUCCAGAUGGGUUUGUUCAAACUGGUGUUGAACAGCCUACAACCACGUCUUCUCUUCCUCAAAGAAAACUAUCCAAGAAAUUUAAAAGGCUUUCAUUGAAAUUACAAAAUGCAACUGCUUCUGAAAACUCGUCACAGUUUAUGAGUAACUUCCAACAAAAUAUCGAAAGAGCCAACAACAAAAGCCAGAUUCAAUCUCAAGCACAUGGCCAACAUGCUACAAAUCACACAAACAGGACAAGUACUUACUACACAAGGAUCAACAGGGGGUCAACAAGUCUGGAAGAUUUGCAAAAGAACAGCAAACCAGAACAAUUCAGUGGCAGUAAUAAACCUCAGUACGACACCGAUGACGCAGCAAGCUCGGUUUUGAAAAAUGACCAGCAUUCAGAAAUAAGCUCAGUAAGUAGCAGGGCAUCAAGUACGCAAAGUCACUACUCCAAUAAUCGUGAUGAUUUCGAUGAUAUGUCCUCCACAUCGUCUACAAACAAUAUUGCUCGAAACAACAAUUCGUCUAGUUACAACUUACGAGGAUCAAUGAUUAGUGCUGAUGAAGAAGUGCCGAUUAGAAGAGAUCUAAUCGAAACCCCUACAAAGGAUAAAUUCAAAUUAUACAACAAGUCAAGUGCAAAUUUAUCUGAACAAGGAGGUCUCAAUAUAAUUUAUGAUAAGGACAGUAGAGAACCAUCAUCAACAAGUGAUACACAAUCAAAGACUAAAUCAGUUGAUUUGCUAGCAGAGGAGGAGGACUUGUCUUCAUUGUUUAUUCGUGCAUUACAUGCAUUUGACUCGUCUACUUUACAAUCUGAAUCAGACUCUUCCAUAUGCUUAUCAUUUGCUAAGGAUGAUUUGGCAUUUGUACAUACUAUUGAUGAAUCCGGGUGGGGUGAAGUGACGCUCAUUGAGUCUUUGGAAAGAGGAUGGAUUCCUAUGAACUAUUUCACAACUGCAGUCACCUCUUCUGACGAUGAAGAUGAGGAUGAUAAUGAUAAUAACAAUGAAAACCAUGACGUUGCAGGUGAAGCGGACAAAGAGAAGGAAACCGGCGAAAAGAAUGAAGUGCUACCCAACAGCUCCUACAUCAAACCAUUGUUUCAUGCAUGUGGGAAAUUCUUGCUCAAUCCAUUAAGUCAUCGGAAUAGAAAAGGUCGCUACACUUUCUCAAUUCGUGUUGUAAACUCCAUUCGGGAUGGUGUUCGUGUCCUUCUUCAACAAACAGAUUGUUUGUCGAGAUCGAAUGAAAUUGUGACAAAACGGCUGGUUGUCCGUAAAGCUCGGAAAACACUACUUGCUGAUUGGUACAACCUAAUGGUGAAGGCCAACGAGUUCAAAGGUACGUCAAACUUUAGCAAGAUUGAAAUUUUGACCUUGAUGGUGUAUCAAGUGACGAGAAAGGCAACUGAAUUCUUGGAGGUGUGGUCCACUGAAAGCAAGCAAGUAGUGAAGCGAGCCAACGAACGGAAAUUGCACGAUGAUUUGAACAAUUACCCUCUUUUGCAAGACCCACCUUUGGCCAAACAAAGAAUCACUGAAAUCAAUGGAAUAUUGUACUCGUACUUGGGAUUGAUAAUUGGAAGAAUGGAUUUGAUUGAGCACAAUCAAGUUGGAUGUGAAAUCUUGGAGACUUUGGCCCACCAAAUUAUUCUUCUACUUCGAGAGCUUUUAUUUAUAUCCAAAACUGGGUCCGACUUUAGCUUGCAGAAACCCGACGAUUUGGAUAAUUCAUUAGAUGGGUUACUAUCUUUGGUUAGCGAUUUAGUCACGGGCGUAAAGAGUUUGGUUGUCAAGACAAUAAAUGAGGGGGAGAUUAGCACCAGGAACUUUGAUGGAAACCGAGAUUACUUUUAUACUCAAGAGGGCGGCGAUUUACUUCAAAUAGCAGCAAAGAUGAUCAAGGCAGUAGGACACACCGUGGCCUCAGUGAGACAAUUGCUUGACAUAACGGGCGAUUUCAAAUUGAACUCUGAAAGGUCGUAUCCAGAUUAUUUGAAAAUGAGGAUUGAGCCUCAGGAUUUCGUACGGAGAUGCAUGAAGGGAAUCAAAUCUACCAAGGGACAACGUGCACCCCCACCACCAGCUGCCAACACACUUGGUGUUAGUAAACCCUACAAAGCCAACCGUUACUCUAUGGUGAGAUCGGGUAAAAGUGGUGACUUGGGAAUAACCGAAAGUGGACAAAGUUUGUUACAACAUUUUGACGAUUCACCUUUCACUGCCUCAGCUGCUGAGUUUGAGCCAUUCACGUCUGCGUCCGAUGGCAGUGGCAAGAGCAGUGACAGUGAUGAAAACCUCAAGAAUGAAUUAAUGACAGACAAGAAUGGAUUCUUUCUUGGAGGGUCAUUCAAAGGGUUGGUUUAUACUCUCACCAAUGAGCAGUCACCACCGGAAUAUUUCUAUGUUUCGACUUUCUUCAUUUGCUUUAGAAACUUUGCCACGGGUAUGGACUUGAUAGAAGAGUUUAUCGCUCGAUUUGAAGCCAAUCGCGGACAAGUUGACGAUAUAAACAUGACAUUAAGGUUGAAAAAUCGAAGGAGAUUGAUUGUCAAAAUGUUUCAAUUGUGGAUGGAGAGCUACUGGAAUCAAGACGCGGAUUAUAGUCUCUUGACAACGAUGAUUAAUUUUUUCAACGAAGGUGUGAGUCCCAUCUUGCCACUUGACGCAAUAGAAUUGAUUGAGAUUGGGGCCAAGCUAUCGACCAAUCCUUUGAUCGAAAACAGGGCAAGACGCACUAGACCAACAAAACAAUUGGUCGAGAGAAAUAUAGUAUUGAAUCAAAGUCUGGGUUCAUUGGACUUUCAAUCGUUUGAUGAUGGUGGUUAUGAUUUGUCGAGAGUGAACUCAAAUGCAUCCAAUACCCAAUCUUUGCCGUUACCUUCGGGUACUACCCCUUCCAACACUUUACUUACCAUGAGUCAGGUAGCAACUGUUGAGAAAAUCAUCAUGACCUAUAGAUCAAUUUUGAAGGACAGUUGGUGCUCAGCCAAGUACUUGUCUACAUAUAGACCAUUGGACUUGUCCAACUUGUUGUCACAUUUUGCCAUCGUUUGUGAGCAAAAUUGGGUUUUAUCAAACUAUAGGCCCAACUUGUUGGAUUUCAAUGCGUUGGAAGUUGCCAAACAAUUGACCUUGAUUGAGUCCAACAUUUUUUGCUCAAUCAAGCCUGAUGAAUUGUUGAAUCAGAACUUCACUAAUAAGCGAGCACACUUGAGGCUAUCACCCAAUGUUAGAUUGUCCCUUUUAUUCACCAACUGUUUAUCCAAUUACGUUUUGGAAUCGAUCCUACAACCCAACAUAACAAUGAAGGAAAGAGUCAACACACUCAAAGUCUGGCUCAAGGUUUCAAUUUCGGCCCUUUAUUUGCGAAACUUUAACAGUUUGGCAGCGAUAAUCACUGCAUUACAAAGUCAUUUGAUUACGAGAAUUGGUGACUUGUGGUCCACUUUGCUGCAGAAAUACGUUGACUUGUAUCAGUACUUGUCGUCGAUCAUCAGUAUGGAGAAAAACUAUUCAACUUAUAGGAACAAGAUUCGCAAUCUAUUAUCUUCGGGAGAAUCACUACCCAUCGUGCCAUACAUCAAUUUGUUCAUCUCCGAUAUAACAACAACCACAGAAGGUAUACCAAAGUAUAUCCCAUCACAGAAUUUCUUGUCAAGCAAGGUGAUCAAUUUCCAAAAGUACUCCAAGAUUGUCAAAAUUAUUGCCGAUUUGCAAUCUUUGCAGAAUCCGUAUAGCCAUGACAACCAGCAUGGAAGUCUGGCAGAGUAUAGGGUUCAAGAAUUGCCUUGCUUGCAAGAAUUGAUUUUGUUGGAGCUUUGGAAAGUGAAUAUUUUACAUAAAGUUGAUGACGAUCGUGGGUGGAAAUUGAGUUGUGAGGUUAUAAAGAAGUAG